Molecule: messenger RNA, 1059 nt
Organism: Cydia splendana
Lineage: Eukaryota; Metazoa; Arthropoda; Insecta; Lepidoptera; Tortricidae
Exons: 2
Coding region: 28-1059 (343 amino acids)
Source: RefSeq, a predicted model, not a curated record
AAUAAUUUCGGUUGCAGAGUGGCCGCUAUGAAUUGCGCUAAGCUUCGUCUCCAUGAGAGACUAAAGCCUAGGGCUCGCCCAGGAAGAGUCGCAGCCUCGGGGCCCGACCGGCCGCGACGGUUCUGCCAGAAGCGCCUGGUCAACCCCGCGCACGACGAGGACCCGCGCUGGACAGAUCUGUUCGAUAGAUUCUAUUGCAAUCCAAGUACCGAUGCUGCUGAAAGUACUGUUGGCAACAUACACACGCAACCGGAUGAAGAUUUAUUUCUCUCCGUUCAAAAUAUUAAAUUUGAUGGCGAUAUUAAUGAAACGAAACGACCAAAAACUUGUUUUAAAUAUAAAGCAAUUAAAGAUGGACAAAAGCAUCGAAUGUUUGUAAAACAGGUUGUCGAAGAAAAAGAAGAGUACAUCGAAGACAGUUCGUCGUUGCUCACUUGCUAUUACUUCGAUGACUACAUCAAGUACAUACUUAAUCCUGAACAAAAUGCACCUUCGUCUGACAAAUCUAGCACUUUAUAUUGCGCGCAUAAUAAUAUCAGGCAAAAUAAAUUACUACAAUUUAAAUCAAAACACGAGACCGAUGUUAAAAAAUGCAAUAAAAUUAAUAAUAAUCUUCAAAUUAAAUGUAUCGCCAAGGAAAUGAAGGAAUCAAAUGAAGGGCUGCCUGAUCUAACGUUAGAGGAUGCAAAGGUGGGAUAUCACAAGUCAGGGAAGCGCAAAUGUCUCACGAUAUCGCGGACUCAGAGCCCGGAGAGCGUGCAGGUGAUCCGUGUGGACGUGGUGUGCCACCCGCGCGCCGCGCCCGGUGACGCGCCCGCACCCGAUAGCUCCAAACAAACCCACCUCGACAACGAAGGUGCAUUUCACUCUAAGUUUAUAACCAAUAUAAAAGCAAACCAUUUCUCUAAUAAAUAUCUGCUAACAAAUACGACAAAAACUCUGGAUGCGAAUGUUUCGGGGGGAGCUAAAGUCACUCUGCUUUGUAAAACAUUUAGGCUCUCGAGCAGGACUAAACCCAACAUCGAGAAAUCUUCCAUUAAGAAUCCUACUCAAAAAUAA